UGACAUCCUUUAAUUUGAGCUCUGCCGCCGUCGGGUCCACGCUCUCGCAAGCGGGAUCUUCUCGUCACCAAAAACCCACCUGGGGAGAAGGAGAUCCGCUCGGAUUUUACACACCUUUGGCGCAAAAACCGAUCUGAGAUCUGGAUUUUUAACUCUGAAAAAAAUCUACUCGAGGUUUUUAUUUUUCGAUUUUAUUUUCUGUUCAGAACACCCAAGGAAGAAGUAAAAUGGGAGCCCAGUUGUCCAAGGGUGGGGUAGCUGUUGAGGGCAAAGCCGCCGCCGACCCUGCUGCCGCCAAAGCCAACGGCCAGGAGAACGGCCACGUCAAAACCAACGGCGAGGUGUCGGCCAAGCCCGACGGGGAGGCGGCUGCUGCCGACGGCAACGGAACGGCCGAGCCGGCCAAGGAGGGCGAGGGCGGCGCCGGGGACGCCAUCGAGCCGGCCCCCGCCGCCGAGGGCGAGCCCGCCAAGGCGGACGGCGAGCCCGCCAAGGACGGCAAGAAGAAGAAGAAGUUCUCCCUCAAGAACUCCUUCAAGUUCAAGGGCAUCUCCCUGAAGAAGAGCAAGAAGAGCAGCGAGGAGGGCAAGGAGGAGGCGGCCCCCCCCACGGCCGAGGACAAGCCGGAGGAGAACGGCCACGCGGCGAAGGAGGCCAAAGAGGAGACGCCGGCCGCCGAGGCCAAGGAGGGCGAAGACGCCGCCGCCGCCGCCGCUGCGCCCGAGGAGGAGACCAAGGCCCCGGAGGAGGCCCCAACAGAGGCCUCCGCGGCCGAGGAGGCCGCCCCCGCCCCCGCCCCCACCCCCGCCGAGGACACGACACCCGCGGCCUCCGAGGGCGAGGCCAAGGCAGAGUGACCGCUCUGCCGCCGCACCUGAACUCAUUUUCCAAGAUUAAAGUAUAUAAAUAUAUAUAUGAAAGACUCGCGCCACGUUCUUAAAGUUCUAGACAAACCUACAAAAGAAGACAAAGGAUCUAUCACGUUUGCUGAUUCAGCCACCAGUUCACUGCCUUUAAGUUCUUCGACAGACGGAAUCUCACCGGGCCCCCUCGCGACGGCAGCGCAGGCAUGUGUCGCCCCCUCGUGGUACACACAAGGACUGGCGUGUGUAGGAAGGUAUCGGAUUGGACGUGGAGCGAAUCAGGAAUACUGACUUAUUUUCCCAAUUCACGGAGAAGCAUCCUUUUUAACAGCGUGGCAGCCCUAUAACAUUUUGUUUUUCUUUCUCAUCUUUUUUUGGGAUCUAAAAAUUGUCACCAUUGUGGAGCGCGGGGACAACCCCUCUCCUUCACUCAAGAUGACUGUUACAUGGACACAAAUCUUUCAAAUGAUCGUAUUAAUUUUUUGAAUUCUACAUUCCUAUGUUUUACCCCUAAAUUUCCAGUAUUUUGUCAUGUAUAGAAAAGUGAAAAUCGAGGAGGGGAGGCUGAAAAUGAACUGUCUUUGUUCGUGCAUUUUAAUUUUCUGGCUAAGACCACAUUCUGAGCUUCUUGAGUAUUGCAGUGUUCACAUUUGACAGUUAAGGCGCAUGGGUUGGAAAUGUGUACAAAAAAAUGUGAGCCUUUUAUCUGCAAAUUGUCUCUGUAAAUAUGUUUUGGCCAAUAUUUCUGGUUCUUUUUUUUGCUAUUGUUUAAAGAUGUUAAUGGUUUUAUUGUAACUUUUAACAAGGGUAAAUAAAUGUUUGAUCCCCUC
Molecule: messenger RNA, 1693 nt
Organism: Betta splendens (Siamese fighting fish)
Lineage: Eukaryota; Metazoa; Chordata; Actinopteri; Anabantiformes; Osphronemidae
Gene: marcksl1a
Product: MARCKS-like 1a
Exons: 2
Coding region: 228-857 (209 amino acids)
Biological process (GO): central nervous system development; actin filament organization
Cellular component (GO): plasma membrane; cytoplasm
Molecular function (GO): calmodulin binding; actin filament binding
Source: RefSeq, a predicted model, not a curated record